AGGACUGUGACAGAAUCUAGAAAAAUAGUGAGCAUUGAAUGGUGUUGUGGGAUAAGAUAGAAAGAAUAUUAGGACAACAAACCAAAUUAUUUCAUGAAAUGACAAGCAUUACAACAACAGUAGUGAAGACCAGGAAGAAACCCACCCCGACAACAACUACAGUGAUCUCAUCACCAUCUACACAAAGAUACAUUGAAGGAAUGCUCACACUGGAGAAAACAACAGUUACAAUGACUACACAGGCCAUGCAAGCUACACUGUUAACAAAUCAGGAGACAAUGAUGAAAUUACAGGAAAACAUGACUAAGUACCAUGGAGAAAUGAAAACAGAGAUGGAGGAGGUGAAGAGACAAGUGAGAAAGGAUAUCCAAAAGUUGGAUGAGAAAGUUGGCCAGAUUCAUGAAAUUCUACAAAAGAAUGAACAAAGACUCCAAACGAUUGAAAAAAGAACGGAAAAAACAGAAAGAAAAUUAGAGUCAGUAGACCAAAGAAUGCAAGAAAGAGACAAAGAAGUAGAGAACCCACUGAUCCAGUUGGAGAUGAAGAGGGCCUCAUUCUACUUACGUUUCCAGAAUGUGGUAGAGAUGAAGGAGGCAGACCUGACAGACAUAACGGCAGAGGCUACUGCGGAAGCACUUCAAAGAGAGAAGAGUGAGAUAAUCAAUGAAUUAGACGAAGUCUACCGACUCUAUACAAAUUACGCCAGAAGAUUCAGACUACCAAAGGAGGUUCACAUUCGUUUUGCUUGGAAAAAGGUGAGGGACAUAAUUUACAAGAUUACUAGAGAGGAACCUAUGACAUAUAAAGGUAAAGAGAUCAUAACAUUAAAACAGAUCUUGAAAAGAGUUCAAGAACAAAGGAAAGAUUAUCGCUUUCUGGCUGCCCGACUCAACAAAAAAAAAAUUGUUUAGGUGGAUUACACCAGAGGGAAUGUUGAAUGGAACAAAGCAGGAAGAGGAGAAAAGGAAGAAGGAAGAAAGACCACAAGAAGAAAAUAGAAUAAGAACAAGAGCACAAACAGAAGCAAGGAAUUACAGGAACUAAUUGGUAAAGGCAAAGAGAGAAAAUGGAUAAUAAUUUGAAGAUAUUAUCAGUAACUAUAAAUGGACUUAACUCCCCAGCAAAAUGGAAUCAAAUUUUGAAAAAAUUGGCAAAACAAAAAAUGGACAUAGUAUGUCUUCAGGAAGUACAUGUUAGAGCCCAAGAUAAGAGAUUUU
Messenger RNA from Notechis scutatus (mainland tiger snake), 1217 nucleotides. The record is from RefSeq and is a predicted model, not a curated record. Lineage: Eukaryota; Metazoa; Chordata; Lepidosauria; Squamata; Elapidae.